This is a messenger RNA of Letharia columbiana, 1143 nucleotides long. RefSeq lists its product as uncharacterized. NCBI's taxonomy places the organism in Eukaryota, Fungi, Ascomycota, Lecanoromycetes, Lecanorales, Parmeliaceae. The transcript has 2 exons. Bases 1 to 1143 code for a protein of 380 amino acids. The record is from RefSeq and is a predicted model, not a curated record.
AUGUCGGCAACUUUUCGGCAAACUCCUCCCACAGAGGUCGUAUCCAAGGUUCUGAGGAGGGCAGAGGUAGCAAAGAUCGCUAGAAAGUUACAGGAUCGUCUUGCUCUGGCCAGCUACAAAGCCCAGCACGGCCAAGAGAGUCUCAGCUUCAACGACGUUGAAGCCCGCCUUGAACAGACUGUGAAGCGGAAGAGACCCGGCUCGAGUAUUGAAACGUCCUCGAAUUCUUCCUCGAGCUCCUCAGACCAUCAAAUCUUCUCUAGUGGUCUUGCUUCGUCACCCCUGACCGGCCCCAUGUUUUCGGACGAUAUCCGUAGCUCCGGACACAGCAAAACAUCUCGAAAGAGGAACAUCUAUCAGUCUACGGCCAUUGACCUUGCAAUGAAACCUCAGAAACGGAUGAGAUCGCUUUCUAUGGCACCGCCCCAGUUCGAGACAUCUCGGUCAUCUUGGAAAAGCUCUCAUGAUCUGCCAGAGUCGUCCCCAGUCUAUCAUCGCCGAGACUCUUACCACCACUUUUCGAGCUCUCAUGGCCCGAGCCUAUCAUUUACAUCCAAGGUGUCCACUGUUCCCGGCUCGCCUCCUUUCGGCCACGUCUCUGAGGAAGAGGACGCUGAUCUGCCAACACGUUCACAUCGGACAAGUUCAUCGGCCUAUCGUUCUUCACCUCCUCGCACACCUCCUCCCACCAGAAGCCGCGCUGCGCGCCAGCGCAAGGGUAAUGCGGCCGGCGAGGAAGGGGCGGACUUACUCCUAUACCUUGCCACAUCACCCUCGCCUGCGAAUCCAGGUGCUAAAUCGUCUCGAGUAUUCGCUCCCUCAACGCCACCCUCUAAAAAUCAAGCACUUCCUUCGUCCAUGAUGUCUACGCCAGGUAUGGGUGACUUCAAUACCCCUGGCCAGCAGUUCAACUUCGCAGACUUCGUCAACGUCACUCCAAGUCCAGCCCAGGGCGCUUUUCUUGGAAGUCGCACCCCUGGCUUGCCCAAGACACCUCUGGCAGCGAUAGAAGCCAGGCGAAGACUGAAUUUCGACAGCCUGGUGCCCCCAGGCGGAAGUCCGAAUCUCAGCAACAUUGGGCGAGGAUCUAUUAACAAAGAAAACGGCCUUGGUAUGGAACUGGGUGGAGAGCUGGUCUCUUAA